Molecule: messenger RNA, 1197 nt
Organism: Ochotona curzoniae (black-lipped pika)
Lineage: Eukaryota; Metazoa; Chordata; Mammalia; Lagomorpha; Ochotonidae
Gene: CCNQ
Product: cyclin Q
Exons: 5
Coding region: 1-753 (250 amino acids)
Biological process (GO): regulation of transcription by RNA polymerase II
Cellular component (GO): nucleus
Molecular function (GO): cyclin-dependent protein serine/threonine kinase regulator activity
Source: RefSeq, a predicted model, not a curated record
AUGGAGGCCGUGGGCCGAGAGAGCCACGGAGGAGGGGCUGGGGCGCUGGGGGCCGAGGGGCGGCCGGUGCCCGAGGCGAGGGUACACUUCCGAGUGACGAGAUUCAUCAUGGAGGCAGGUAUCAAACUGGGGAUGCACUCCAUUCCCGUUGCCACUGCUUGCACCAUUUACCAUAAGUUCUUUGGCGAGAUCAACCUGGAUGCCUAUGACCCUUACCUAGUUGCCAUGACAGCCAUUUAUUUGGCUGGCAAAGUGGAGGAGCAGCACCUGCGUACCCGUGACAUCAUCAACGUGUCCAACAGGUACUUUAACCCGAGCAGUGAGCCCCUGGAGCUGGACUCGCGCUUCUGGGAGUUGCGGGACAGCAUCGUGCAGUGUGAGCUCCUUAUGCUCAGGAUCCUGCGUUUCCAGGUAUCCUUCCAGCACCCGCACAAGUACCUGCUCCACUACCUGAUUUCCCUCAAGAACUGGCUGAACCGGUAUAGCUGGCAGCGGACCCCCAUCUCUGUCACAGCCUGGGCCCUGCUGCGGGACAGCUACCAUGGAGGACUGUGCCUCCGCUUCGCGGCUCAGCACCUAGCUGUGGCCGUGCUCUACUUGGCCCUGCACAUCUACGGCGUGGAGGUACCUGCUGAGGCUGAGGCUGAGAAGCCAUGGUGGCAGGUGUUUAGUGAAGACCUUACCAAGCCAAUCAUUGAUAACAUUGUGUCUGAUCUCAUUCAGAUUUAUUCCAUGGACACAGAGAUCCCUUAAGGUCCAGGCCCAGGCCUGCCCAAAGAGAAGCCCAGGAUGGCCGGCUGUCUGGGGACAGUGCCAGCACAUCGCUGUGACAACCAGUCCCCAGGGGCGUAGCUGAGAUGACUGACUGGGCUGCCAGAGUGGCUGCUGAAGGGGACGAUGUGCUGCCUGCCAGUUUAUCCCCAGUAGCCGCAGCCCAGCUGCUGAGAAGAGCUCUUCCGGCAGUGGGCAGGCUGGGAGCCACAGUGUUUGACUGGCCCAAGGUAGCCACACCUGCUUUUGUCCUCAGAGAGGACUCCAGCUGCCCUUUGAGGCUUGACAUCCUUCCGAGAAAUGAGAGCGGAUUGGACUGCAUUCCUCGGCGAUUUUUUAGAGACAGCGUGAAUACGCACCAGAGAUGGCAUUUUAUUUUGUAUAAUAAAAAGUGAUGCAAAUCUGAGGGUACCAGUGGCCCUUGCU